AAAAAAAUCAAAAAUAUCAUUUCUCCGUGGUAAAAAGAUAAAAUGUAAACAAACAUAAAAUUAAUUGCGAAUUCGAAGGACAAAUCGUAUAUAAAACAGUUGGGCGAGACAUUUGGAGUAUAAUGAAUUCAUCAUGUGUUUUUUCUGUUCCAUUUACUUACUUACACUUGCAUAAAUAAAGUGCAUAUGUAUAAUGGAGGAUAAAUCUGAGUUGAUUCCAUCCACUACUAAAAUCGGGCUGUCUACAGAAAAUGAAUUACCAUUUUGUGGUGUAUGUAGCGUACAGUUUCCAUCGAAAGAAAGCUUUGACACACACUAUGAACAAAAUCAUUUAGUAGAGAAGCUUAGAUGUGAAAAUUGCAAUAAAGCUUUCAGCAGCAAAUUUCUCUUUGAAAAGCAUUCUAAAAAGCAUAAUUGCAAGAUGAAGAACAAAAUGGCAUCUUGUGACUUUGGCGACUUACAGAUUUCUGUUGGAAAUAAAAUAAUUGACCGCAAGAGAUCAACCGUUGAAAAAUCAUUCGAAUGUGGUGUCUGCAAGAAAAGUUUUUCCUCUAACUCUAAUCUCCUGAAUCAUAUUCAGAAACAUAAUGGUGAUAAAAAGUAUGUUUGUCAUAUAUGCCAGAAGAAAUUUAUGCAAAAUGUUUACCUAAAACGACAUUUACGCACCCACACUGGAGAAAGACCAUAUACCUGUGAAGAAUGCUUCAGAUGUUUUGCCAAACGGGCUCAAUUAAACAUCCACAGUCGUAUCCAUACCGGUGAGAUGCCAUAUUCCUGUGAUAUUUGUUCUAAAAAAUUUAGGCAUGUAGGGUCAUUAAAAUAUCAUAGUUUCUUUGUUCAUACUGAAGCUGGACGUCUUCAGUUACUUUCAUGCAAUGUGUGCGGCACUCGUUUUAAGGAAAAACGUGCUUUAUUGAGGCAUGAAUUAAGGCAUAAGACAAUUUCUAAUCCGAGCCCUUCUCAGAUUAACAAUUCACCCGUGGAUUGCAUCCAAGACGAUAUUAAGCCUGCUUGUGUUUCCAAAGAAGAGCUGUGUAGAUUUCAAGAUAAUUUAAAACCUCAAGCUGAUAUUCAUCCAGAGCAUAAACCAUACGUAUGCCAUACUUGUCAGCAAUGUUUUCCUAAUGAAAAAUCAUUUCAAGAACACAGUGAUGCUCAUACAAAUAAAGUAAUUCCGGUUAUAUCAUCGUCUUUUUCCUAUGAUAUAAAUUCAGGUGGAGAAAAUCUUCAGCUCGAUUAUCAUAAUCGUGCAGAAGAAAAAUUUAUCUGUAAUAUUUGUGACGAGCAAUUUGAUAACUCAGAUGGUUUAAAAAUUCAUUUCAAAAUACACACAGAACAAAAAUAUUCUGUAUGCGAAGUAUGCCAAUUAUGUUUUUUUGACGAAGAUGCUCUUCGUAAUCAUCAGAAUAUCGAAAAAUGUGUUUAUUUUUAUACUUGUAAGCUCUGCGGUGAAAAAUUCGUUGAUAAAAAAGAACUUGAAGUACAUUGUAAGACACAUGAACAUUUCGCAAAUGAAACUACCUUUCCCGAUUCUUUAAAGAAGCUUAAUCAUUUAGUUCAACAUUGCACAACGCCUUCCAAUGCGAGCGUUGAAAGUAACGUACUUGAAAGAAGUUGGAGUUUUAAUGACAAUCGUAUUGAAAAGGACUGUAGUUCUGUUAACGAUUUUCCUUCUAACUGUGAAUCAAAUAAAAAUUAUACCAUUGAAAAUGGCAUUAAACAACAUAAUGUUCUUUUUAACAAAAAAGAAUCGAACAUUUGUGCUCUCUGUCGUAAAAACUUUGAUCAAAAGUUGGAACUAGAAGCUCAUAUAUGCAAAUCUGAGAAGAAAUCAAUAUUUUACGAAGCCCUGAAAAGCAAUCAAGUGAAGGGCUAUAUUUGCAGUCUAUGCCUUAAAUGUUUCAUUCAUUUUCACACAUUUCAGCAUCAUAUGUUUGAGCAUGCUAAACAGCAUGAAUGUAAAACAUGUGGUAAGCUUUUCUUUACUGCUGACAGUCUUGAAGCACACUGCUUGCAAAGUCACAAACCCCCAAUGCAUCCUUGUAUUGUAUGCAAAGAAAAGUUCAUCAGUAAGAAUGAUCUCAUCGCACAUUGCUUUUCACAUCUGGGAUCAGGUGAAUAUUUUAUAUGUGGUUUGUGCAAACAGUGUUUCAAAGGACGAGAAGAUCUUCAAAAACAUAGUCCAUGCUUUACGAACACUGGAACGUCUUAAUUUAUCUCAUUAUUAUUUACCUUGAAAUUGCAAUGAAAAUCGUUAUAAUAAACUAUUUAGAAGUCGAUUAUAUUUCAAAAUUCGACCUUUUUUAUUUUUAGGAGAACAGAAAUCUCAAUAAUUAGCACUCUUUUCUUCCCCCCCCCUUUAAUUUUACUCCUGAAAUAAGGAAAUAACCUAAAAUGUGUCAUAGCUGUCGGUGGAGAACUAUGUCAAGCAAUCAGAAUGUUUGAUGGCGCCUAUCUUUAUUGAUUCUUUGUUAAACCUCAGUGUUUCUAUCUGUAUCCUAGAAAUUCACCCACUCAAAAUUAAAUUUAUUCACUUUCUUCCUUAAUUAUAUAAAAAUGUGUGAUUCUAAUUCGGUACAAUUUUGAGGAAUAGGUGCAUGUAGGGGACUUGCUGCCUACAGAACCUGCAUGUCAUGUUACUCCUUAUUAACAGAAAACUCUUGAGGUCUUAAACAUACAUGUAUAUUGCACGAGAUAUUUACAGAAGUGAGCAGUGUGCAAGAAAGAGUAUGCAAUAUAUACAAAUGAAAGUGAAUGCACACAGCGCCACCUACUUCUUAGACACUGUUAUUCGUUAUAUCGCGAGAUUCUUGAAUCCAGUUCGAUUCUAUGCUCUUAAUAUCUUUUUUUUUUUUCUUACAAAAAUUAUGACAAACUAUUCUUAGUUACGUGCUGUAGGUGGAACAAAAAUUUAAAAAUCCUUUUUUUUUUUUUUUUUUUUUUUUUUUUUUUAAAUAUACAUUAAGAAGUUGAUGCAGCAAAUUUUUUAAUUCAAUGGAAAAAAAAGAAAAAAAUCUAAAUUUCUCCGAAUCAGUAUAUCAGCAAUUUCUAUUGAUUUAUUCGUUUAUUUUAUUUAUUUAUUUUGUUUUUGCAAUAGUACUAGUCUAGAUAUACUGAAAAACUUUACAUCUCCCUUUGCAUAACAUCACGUUUGUUUGCAUCUACUUCUUCUAAUCUACUUCCAGAUGAAGGAGCUGCAUUUUUAUGACGCUGAAAGCAGCGCCACAAAUUUAUAUAUACUUAUGAGAUGAAAGAAUUUUUAUCAAGGGAUUUUUUAAAAAAAAUGUUUGUGGCAUGAGAUUGGUGAUUCUUUGCCAAUUUUUCCGAAGGAUUCUAGUUUUUUUCUGAGGAUCUCUAGUUGCCCAUUUGUAUAACAUAUAGGCAACUAGAUUUCCCAAAAAGAGGAGGGAUUCUUGAGAAAGGAACACACGGCUCAGAAUCACUCGCCCCUUGAAAUGUUAUCCAUACUGAUUAAAUCCAGUUUUUUAUUUUAUAUUAUUAUGACAGAUGCCGCCUCAUCCUUCAAGACCUGGACAUGGUAACUCUGGUCCAUUUAUUAAAAUUAUUGAUUUGUUAGAUUAAACAUUCUGUUUGAAGAUAUCAAAAGUUAUUGGAGACGAACAUAAUUGAAAAUUCUCUAUUGUGGCUGGAGAUAUAUGUUAGCAGUGUUGUUUGUAUGGAUUAUGUAAGUCAACCACCACCAUUUGUAUAAAAAAAAGCGAAAAAAAAACUAAUUUUAUCUAGUUAAAAGAUGUAAUUAAAUAUGCUUUUAUCAGAAUUCCUUCCCGAUUGAAGUAGUUUAAUAAAAUUGCUUGUUCAUCGGAGUUGAGCUUGAA
Argiope bruennichi is the source of this 3836-nucleotide messenger RNA. Its product is annotated as zinc finger protein Xfin-like. Bases 194 to 2212 code for a protein of 672 amino acids. Lineage: Eukaryota; Metazoa; Arthropoda; Arachnida; Araneae; Araneidae. The transcript is spliced from 2 exons. Gene Ontology annotation, molecular function: DNA-binding transcription factor activity, RNA polymerase II-specific; RNA polymerase II transcription regulatory region sequence-specific DNA binding. Gene Ontology annotation, biological process: regulation of transcription by RNA polymerase II. Gene Ontology annotation, cellular component: nucleus. The record is from RefSeq and is a predicted model, not a curated record.